Messenger RNA from Eimeria maxima, 1554 nucleotides. RefSeq lists its product as hypothetical. The coding region runs from base 1 to 1554 and encodes 517 amino acids. The transcript has a single exon. The record is from RefSeq and is a predicted model, not a curated record. NCBI's taxonomy places the organism in Eukaryota, Apicomplexa, Conoidasida, Eucoccidiorida, Eimeriidae.
AUGGCGGUCCAGGGGAAGGGAGCAGUUCGUACCUGGUUAGAUUGGUUGAGCCCUGAGCAAGGGGCAGGUGACGCAAUCCAUCUCUCCGGUGAACAAAACAUAGAAAACACCAACCAAACUGCUCCAGAAGAAGGGGUUUUCGUUUUGCGGAAGUUUAUUGGGAAGCAGGUUGGGGUCACUAAGCCAUUGCUUGUCGUCUUUUCACUGCUACUCCUGUCUGCUGUUCUUUUCCGGGUGUCUAGCAGGUGGAACCCGAUCAAAUUGAGGUCCUCCCGGUUAAGCUCCCAUAUUGAAUGGGCUUCGCUCUAUGUGUACGGUCACAUUAUGCGGAUUUACAUGGACGAUCUCAACGAUGCAGAGGAAGAGAUGAAUAAGGAAUGGGAUGCGUCCCCGAAAUUUGUGCGGAAAGCUUUUCAGAGGCAAUUCACGCCGUCGCUCAGCGACAGUCAAGCGCUUACUAAAGAUCCGUUGGCGACCAUCAAUGACCACGUGGAUCAGAUGCUAGAAUGUAAAUUCCCGCUUGAUUCUUCUGCGAAAGUGCAGAGUGAUUUCUUGCAACACGUGCAGCUGUUGCUCACCACUUGUCGCAUGGUCACGCUUCGUCUGAAGGAGUUGAAGAGCUCCGUCUCUUUGGAAAAUGAGCUGGAAGGGCAUGAUAGGGAUUCUGGAGUAGGAGAAUUCUUUGGCAUUUCUCCUUCAAUGAAGGCGGAUGAUUUCUUGGCUAACAUGGGGAUGGUUGAGAGUGAACGGAGACAGUCAGUAGAAGGAGAAAUUGUCGAAACAAAUGACGUCAAAGUUCCACUCAGUUUUCCUGUCCACGAAGAACCUGGUAGUAAUUCUCUUCUUAAAGGCAGCUUCGGCAUUUCUUCGUCAAUGAAGGCGGAUGACUUCUUGGAUGGCGUUGGGAUAGUUGGCAGUGGACGGAGACAGUUCGUAGGUGGAAAAGUUGCCCAAGGAGAUGGCCUCGAAGUUGCACGCAGUUCUCCUGUCCACGACGAACAUGAUAGUAAUUCUGACACUGAACACAUCUUCAGCCGUUCUGUGUCGAUGAAGACGGAUGAGUUUUUGGGUUUCGCCGGGAUGGUUGGCAGUGAACGGAGACAGUCAGUUGAUAUAAAAUCAGCCGAACAACUCUUAGACCUGUUGCUAGAAGCGGAAAAACGUAAUGUCUGCAACUUGGAGGCCCGAUACUACUUUGAGCAUUUUCUUCAACCCUCUGGAGAAGAUGACGCCUUCACAGCCACUCCCUCCACUGCCAAACACCAAAUUCCAUACAAUGGAAAACCAUUUAGAACUGGAGCUCUCGCACAAGCAGCUGCCCAGAUAUUUCGUGAAUAUGAAGGCAAUACGAACUAUCGGAGGAUACGCAAGAUUCACCAGAUCGCGGGUAAGUGGACAAACGAAAGUGUACUAGAGGCUACGAAACAACAAGAGAAGGAAAAUUGGUACAACUUCCAACACCGGUUGCACAAUAGAAGAGAACAUAUGCGCGCGCUGCUUAAGAAGGGCAUAGAAUACGAUGAUUUGGAAAUGAUCGCAUUAUUCCUUCUCUAG